This is a messenger RNA of Macrobrachium nipponense, 630 nucleotides long. Its product is annotated as KRAB-A domain-containing protein 2-like. The transcript has a single exon. Gene Ontology annotation, biological process: DNA integration. Lineage: Eukaryota; Metazoa; Arthropoda; Malacostraca; Decapoda; Palaemonidae. The coding region runs from base 1 to 630 and encodes 209 amino acids. The record is from RefSeq and is a predicted model, not a curated record. Gene Ontology annotation, molecular function: nucleic acid binding.
AUGAAGAGAGGGAAGACUGGACAGGCGCUUAAAAGAGAACACUACCACAUCUUGCAAACUUUUCAGAUUGCCUCCUUUGGUGAAAUAGAAACAGUUAAAAAGAAGAAUGGAAAAUAUAUGGCAACUAAAGAAUCAAUCACAGGAAUUAACCAACAAGCACACAUUAACACCGGCCAUGGUGGCGAAAAGAAGACUUACAAGGAGGUGUGUGAACAAUAUGGAAAUAUUCCAAGAUCAAUUGUGUCACUAUAUAUCGUGCAUGGUGAGCGCUGUGUUGAAAAGCGUCGCAGAAAAGAAACGGCAGCAGGAGUUGUAGUCAGACCACUGUCCAUAAGAGAUCUCAGUGAAAGAGGACAAGUAGAUCUGGUCGACAUGCAGACUAUGAAGGAUGGAAGUUAUCGCUUUAUUCUGCACUAUAUGGAGUAUCUAACGAAGUUUCAUGUGAUUCGUCCCCUGAAAUCAAAGACAGCAGCUGAGGUUGCCAAUGAACUUCUUUUCAUCUUCUUGGAUAUAGGUGCACCACACAUCCUUCAGUCUGACAAUGGACGUGAAUUUACAGCCUCUCUAUGGCCUGAACUCAUCUUAGUAAAUGGGCGUCCUCGGCAUCCCCAGAGUCAUGGGAUCUAUUGA